AUGUAUAAACUGCAAGUGGUUUUAAUACCACCGAGUGCCAAAGAUGCAUUUAUACAAAUGAACGUUCCAACUAACCCAAAUGAAUCAUCUCAAACCAUACACAAUAGAUCUAAUGUGUUACCAAAUACAAUGAUGAACGGUGUUGAAACAUCGAUGCAGUUUAUAAAUCCAAAUAUGACAAAUACAUCAAUGAUACGUCCAAAUUUCAUAGGUCAAUCCAAAAUAAAGAAAUUUUUACAUUUCACGAAACCAUCUAAUUCAUUAUUUGAUCUAUCAGAAGAAAUCUUAAGUAAAUGCGAAAAAAUGUAUCCCUCUGUGGCUAACGAAGUAGAAAUCUUGAGUCUACAAGACAUUAGCGGUUGUGAUCUUGACCCAGAUUUUAUAGUGAAAGAUAUCUUCAACAUUGAAAACACUGUUCGUGUGAUUCUCAAAAAUGAGUUAAAUACAGAUGAUCAAGCCAGUACUUCCUUAUAUAGAAAUUAUAAAAGAAGAAAACUUAAUGAUGGUGUUUCUCAACAGACUAACCACCUUCCACUCGGUAACAAUAUUCAAUCUCAUUCUAAUGGUACACUGAACAUCGGGAAAAAGCGUUCAGCAACGUCUUCUGGAAUCAGACCUUCAAUUAAUGGUACAUCAGCUUUAAGAAUAUCAACGCCUUUGGCCCGUCAAAUAUAUCCACCUUCUGGAAUGACUAAGAUCUCAAAUAAUUCAGAUGAUGAGAAUGAUGAUUUCAGUGAAAGGUCGUUUUUACCUCCACCAAAUCAACCUCAAUCACCACCUAUCCGCAUUAGUUCUGGUAUGGAUACUACUAAAAAGAUCAAAUCCACCGUUAUAGAAGAAGAUACUGUCUCUAGAUCCGAAAUGGUCGAUCCAGAUAAAUCAAAACAACAAAGAAUUUUAUCUGGUACCCCAGGACGUUCUACCAUGACUCCAAAUAGAGUUACAUUAACAGGACAAAGAGUUCUAUCUGAAAAUUAUGGGAAUUCGAAUGGGAAUGGACUAAUUUUCUCUGGAUCCAAACAAACCGCUAUGAAAAGACAAGAACAACCCCCAGUCUCCUCGCCAAGAAUAACUUCAGGAAUGUUAACAAUUCCAGAACCAAAAAUUUCAGAAGUGGAGAAAGAAUUACAUGAAGGUCCAUCCAGUCCUGCUUCUAUCUUACCUGCAAAAUCCGAUAGAAUUCCAAUGAAGAAACCAUAUUCUGAACGAAAUUCCGAUAUGGCUACUGAUUUGAAUGAAGAUUAUGAAGAAGAACUUGAAGAGAACCACGCCUACAACACUAAACCUAAUAAAUUAUUUGAUAAUUUAAUCUCUAAAGAAACAACUGUCAAAGCUACAUCUCCGCCACAAAGGAAAACUUCAUUGCAAACAAAAGUCAAUAAUAAGGCAACACGUAUUUCGUCUCAACAGUAUCAAGAAGAAGACUUGAAAAGGAUAAGUAGCUUUCCUGAUGAUGACGAAGAUGAAGAACAAGAAAAGAAGGAGAUCCCAGAAGAUCAACAUAAGAUUUCUGCUAUUGGUCAACCUAAUGCAACCUUUGAUAAUACAGAAGCAAUCCAAGAUAUUGAAAUAGAUAAUGAGGAUGAGGCAUCUGAACUAAUUGAUAACACCUCUGAGAAAGCCGACGGAGACUUCAGCCCUAAUGAAAAGACAGAAUUAUUGAAAAUGAUUGAUAACUUUAUACCCGAACCAUCUUCAUCGGCAAAGAAAUUGGAGCAACAUGACAAGAAAAUCAAAGAACAACCUGGUAGAAAAUCUCCAACCUUGAAAGACGUUAUUAAGGAAUCUCAAACGUCUUCUGUACAAGUUGAUAAAUUAAAACCGAAAAAUAUCUCCGGAGAGAAGGAUGUGAAGAAACAGGAUAGUAUUUCAUCCAUAGGAACCACCCUAAAUGCAGCCGAAAUAAAAAUGAAUUCGAAAAAAAGAGUUAAUGAAGAAUCGAAAGAGAAUGCUAUUGUAAAGAAACCUUUAACUAAAAGUGUAUCUGGUUCUUCUUCAAUAAAUACCCAACCUAAAAAAUCGAAAGUUGAAAUGGAACCAAUUCCAGUUGCAAAAGGUAACAAAAUGAAAACUUUAGAAUUUUCAACUGACGAAGAAUCUACUGACGAUGAAAACGAUACUACUCCAAAGAAAAAGAUAGAGAACACAACUGCUGUUGGAAAAUUCAAAUUUAAGAAACAAGAAGAAGAACUUCCAAUUUCCAGAUCUCACAAAGAUAUUAAACUUGCGUCACCUCAAGAAACAGAAAAAAAGCCUACCCAAUCUGUAACAUCUACUAAGAAGAUUAUUGAAAAUAAGGCAAUUGUUGAUAAAAAAACAUCUUCUGGUUCAGAUUCAGAUCCAACCUCCUCAGCUUCUUCCUCUGAUGAAAGCGAAUCUUCUUCCUCUUCUUCAGAGGAUGAGAAUGAUAGAAACGUCACUCUUUCUAAACCAGGUAAGAAUCCAUUUGCUGGAAAGUCCUUAACUGCAUUACUUGAUCAUAAAUUAACUGCUACCACUAAAUCUAACAAGCCUUCCCCACGUGAAAAUCUUUCCCAAACCAAACCAAGAACGUUUGCAGGUAAGCUAAAAGAUUACCAAACACCUGAAGUAAUUGAGAGCGAUGAAGAAGAUAGUUCAGCCUCUUCUUCGUCUUCUUCUUCUUCCUCUUCCGAAGAUGAAAGUAUGGAAGAAUCAAAAGACUCUAAAGCUUCUAGUUCUGAACCCAAAACUACUGCAUCGUCAAGUACACGAUCUUCACCAUCAAAGGAAUCAAGCUCAACUAUCGCGACCAAGACCGACCUUAAAAAAGAAGUUGUAAAGCAAUCAUCUUCAAGUACAACCAUCAAAACAGAUGAUAGGAAAGAACUGGCAGAACAAUCAAGCUCGAUUAUCGCCACUAAGGGAGAUAACAAGAAAGAAGCAGUAAAGGAUACCAAUACAAAAGUUCCUGAACUUGCAAAUACUAAACUUCAGGAUUCAUUGAACGAAUAUAGUGAUGAUGAUUUACGAUUAGCUAUGGAAGUGAUUACAGCCCAACCUAAAGAAGAAAAAGAAGAAAAUAAAUUAUCUACUCGAGAAAAAGCUGAAUUAAAAAAGCAAGAAAGGGAGGCAAAUAAGUUGAAAAGAGCACAAGAGUUAGAAGCGAAGAAGAAGGCGAAGGAAGAGCAAAUGUUGAAAAGAAAAGAGGAGACCGAAAGAAAGAAGAAGCUGAAAGAAGAGGAAAUCUUAAAGAAGAAAGCUGAAGCUGAAAGAAAGAAGAAACUUAGAGAGGAGGAGGCUUUGAAAAAGAAAGUUGAACUUGCAGCUAAAAAGCAAGCAAAAUUAGAUGAAACAAAGAGAAACAGUGAAGAAAAAGAAUUGAAGAUGAAAUUGGAAGCAGAAUCGAAAAAGAGGAAAGAAGCUGAAGAGAAGAAGAAACAAGAAGAAGAGAAACUAAAAGAAGCUACUAAAGAACAAGAAUCCAGAAAAGAAAAGAAGGAGGUAGAGCUUUCGAAAACGAACCAAGGAUCAGAUAAACCGGUGCGUGAAGGCGGAGUAGAAACACGUACUCAGUUGGAGCUGCGAAAAGCUGAAUCGGACUCUGAUUCAAGUUCAGAUACAUCAGCUUCGUCUGAUGAUGAAAGCUCUUCCGAUGAAGAAACUUCCUCAUCUAGUAACAAAUCUGCUCAUUCCAGGAGACUGAUUGUUGAUACUCCAAAAGAGGCUCUUGCAAAAAAAUCAACCCCAAAGGAAUCAACUGUACAACAUGAACAUUCAAAUUCUAUGAGGUCUGGAAUUACUUCUUCUACCCAAAUAUCAAGUGCACAGGGUUCUUUCAAUAAAUCAACAACUAUCACUUCUACUCAACCCACUCAACCAGCAGUAAAAGCGUCAAGCCCUGUUCAAAAACUACCUCCUUCUCUAAGACCAUCCUUAAAUUCAUUAUCUGAUUUGGUAUCAAGAGGUAUCCCAGACGUGAAAGAAUCGGCCCUAUCAGGCAAGAAGAGUAAUUUAAGUAAAUCCACCACCCCAAACAACGAUGAAAGAAAUGAUUCCUCAUCAUCAGACGAUAGCUCAUCAGAUUCGGACUCAAGUUCAACUUCUAGCUCAGAUUCGGACUCAGAUUCUGAUUCAUCAUCAGACGAAGAGACAGGAAGCUUUAUUAGUGCUAAAUCUGCCAAUGUUGCAUUGACAAAAACGAAUAAGAAAGUUCGUGGAGGGUUUGCAUCUUUAAUCAAGGAUUCCAAAAGAAGAUAG
Molecule: messenger RNA, 4218 nt
Organism: Naumovozyma dairenensis CBS 421
Lineage: Eukaryota; Fungi; Ascomycota; Saccharomycetes; Saccharomycetales; Saccharomycetaceae
Gene: TOF2
Product: Tof2p
Exons: 1
Coding region: 1-4218 (1405 amino acids)
Biological process (GO): negative regulation of septation initiation signaling; rDNA heterochromatin formation
Cellular component (GO): nucleolus
Molecular function (GO): phosphatase activator activity; rDNA binding
Source: RefSeq, a predicted model, not a curated record